GCUCGCCCUUCUUUCGCGAUGGAACCGAGAGUGAUAGCCCUCAAGCCGAAGCACGCUGGUCUCGGAACAGCAGCAGAGUCCAGCCACAUCGCUUCGUCCGGGCUAACGGCAGCAGGCACCGAUAGCACCGAAGGUCCAGCCAUCAUCUCCCAGAACGCCACCGUCACUAACCCGACCGUCACAACCGACGCAGACAAGAAGAGUGCCGCCCCGGGCAGUGUCACGAGCAUGGACUCGAUGAAUAAUGUAGUGACGACGACAACCACCGUGACCGCCAUCGCCAGCACCGUGCAUCAGCUCAUACCGUCUUCCGCCGCUGCCGCCACCAUCACAUCCAUAUCCACCGCCGCCACAGCACCGAAUGGUGGCAAAGUAGCGCCACCGGCAUUCUCACGACUACCACCGGAUGGGCAUGAGUUCCCGCCGAACUUUACCGAACCUUCCACUGCUGUUGCUGCGGACACUGGUGCCAGUGUCAACAGUGUCAACGGGAACGUUCCCAACACGGGUCCGGUGGCCGCGAUGACGCUAAUGAACGGUGCACCGGUACUCGCCAAAUCGCACGACAAACAUUCCAGUUUCAAUGAUGAUCUGCCCGAUCUGCCAAAAAGUCAUCCACCACCGGUACCUCGCAAGAUGACCGGACACACACCCGCCGGGGACACCGGUUUCCGCAAACCACCACCCUUCCCAACACGCAGUUCCUCGAUCGCCGAGUCAAUGCUCAGCCGGAAGGAACUCCCGCAAGCCUACCAAUCGCUGCAGAGCGUGUUCGAACAGCGCCGUCGUUCGGUGGACGUGCCCGAUCAUCAACUUCACCAGGGCAAACCGCCCGCAGCCCCACAGCAAACGGGCCGGAUAUCGCUGGUCGGAUCAAACUGGCGAAAGGAUGAGAAAUCGGAAAAGAGCGUACGGGACAAGAUCGCUAUGUUUUCCAGUGCGGCCGAUGCGGAAGGAGCCGUACUGCCGGUACCACAGCAGCACGCUAGCACAGCUCCGGCAACGACGCCACGAAAGUUUAGCAAAGAUUUCACCAAAAGUUCAGAGAACUUGCUCGGUUCUUCGCGAGACAUUUCCACCUCGAAGAAGUCCGUUGAAGCGAUCGAAACGUACGCGACCCUUCGCAAGAAGGCACACAGUGUGGAGCACCUGGACGAGGUAGAUCGAGGCAUAUCGUCGAUCACGACAAUGGCGACGAUCGCCACCACGGACAACACAACACCGUACAAAGCUAAGUUUAGCUUGGAAACCUCCAAACCGGUUGUGCUCGGUAAGGCGUACAGUGUGGAGAAUCUAAACCCAAUGAACAGGACCGAAUCGAUCAAACCGUUGGUCGGUUCUUCGAAUGGAGCUGGUGGUGUGGAUGGGUCGAAAGUGCUCGCCCGCACGACAAGCUUCUCGGGAUAUUCGAAUGGAAACAGUCUCGCAUCGAUUGGUAGCAACAACAGUGCCACCAGCACGGACGAUCGCUGGAAGUCCUCCAUCUCGAACCUGCUAGAACAGCGCAAAAAGUCAAUGUCGAAGUUGCGCGGACUCGUCAUCCCGGAGAAGGUCCCCGAGACGGAGGUGUUGCCCGAAUCGCGUAUCAUCGGAUUGCCCAUCAUCAAGAGCAAGGAUUCGGAAAUCAUUCUCUCGUCCGGUGUCAUUUCCAAAUCGACCCCCUCCGUUGAACCUCCGGCAGUGGCACUUUCUUACAGUCGCAAAACGAGCACACUUCCAAUGCCACCCAAAACGAGCCUGAGUUCCUUGACAGGACCUUCGCCAGCGGUUGCGCUGAGAUCGUCCACCACACGCCAGCAAAGUGCCGAUCCGAAGAUGUUCGAAUCGGAAUCGGAGCUGGCAGUGCCAACGUUCCGGAAGCCACUUCCACCGAUGCCACCGGUGAAACCUCCCCGCACGUCACUCGUUUAUCCACCGAAAAGUGGAUCCUCGGAUUGUUUGCGCAGCACGGAGGAUGAGAGUGGUGACGAUAGUGAUUCGGUGUUGAGUUCUCGUGUGUCCUCACCACCGGUUUCGCCCGUUGCACCAGCUCCACCCGUAGAGAAGUACGCACUCACGCGUACACUUAGCUCGGAAACGAACACAUCGAUUACGAGUUCGAAUUCGACCCUAACGUCCAGCUCCGGAUCGCAGGCUAGCUGUAGCUCGGUUGGCAGUACACCAACGGUCGACAUUAGCCGAAAGCUCUCAAAGUCUUCCUCAUCUGAAGCGUCCAUGAACCGCAAGAAUGUGCUCGCUUCGGCCAAGUGCCGUAAUGGGCGUGGAGAUCUUAAGAUUGAAGAUGUAGGAGCUUUCGGAAAUGGUACGAAGUCGAAGCGGUACGAGGAUGGGGACAGUACCGAUGGAUACGAGGAGGAAGAACGCAGAAAGUCAAAGUCCAAACCAAGAAGCUCGCUCACGAAUGGUUCGUUGGGAUCUUCGGCUAAACAAACCGCUUACGAGCAGGACAAGAAGGAACUAACCCACUAUAAAGUGGUGGACAGUGUCGAUAGCAUCGUCGAUAAGGUGAUAAAGGUGGCGUCAUAUGUGGAAGUUGUGUCCGAUCUGGAGGAUAACGCGAUCGUCGAGGAUCCGAUCGUUGCAUCGGCAAUCCCGCUACCCUUGGCUGAGAAACCACAGACGACGAUCGUGCCUGAACAACCGAAAAAGAUCUCACGCGAUGCACCAAACGGUUCCGGUUCGAUGUCGGAUCUUGCCAAAUGGGUUCGCCAUGAAGCAGCCCGUACGAUCACCUCCCACAAAGAACCGGAACCAGCGCCAGUGUUUGCUGGAUUGCGCGCGGAGAAGAAAAUGUCACCUCCAAACUUGCCACGAUCGGUCCCAACAGCCGAACCCUCCCCAGCACCAGUUCCGGUUCGACGCGAGCUUCGUUCGUCGGUCGAAACGAAGAAGCUAAAUUUGGCCGAAAUUCGUAAGUCAUUCGAAUCGAAGUCCGCCAACAGUACGGUGAUACCGACACCGGUUAAACAGCCUGCGAGAGAUACCCCGGUAGUAGCACAGCAAGCUACCGUGCCGAGCACGGUCAAUAGCCCUCCGGUACAUGCGACACCAAAAACCACAAACGGGCACGAUCGUUUCUCGUCCUGGGAUUCGUUGGCGUCCUCCUCGUCUGGAGUUUCCUCGCUCCAAACGAACAGUCUCGGGCUGGGCAGUGUCGCUCCGAACUGUACCGGAUCGUCGCAAACGCUUCAGAGUACACCUUCGGAUUAUGGCAGCUUUUCGUCGCUGGGAAGUAGUCACAGUUUGAUCACACCGCAGGACUUGCAGUUGAUCAUUGAAGAGGCAGAUCCACCGUUAGCGACGCCGGAAGCGUUUGUCGUCGUGCUGCAGCGUGAAACGCCCGAGAGCAGCAUCGGAAUCACGCUGGCCGGUGGUUCCGAUUAUGAGGCGAAGGAGAUUACGAUCCAUAAAAUUCUCACCAACUCACCCGCUGACCGGGACGGACGGUUGAAGAAGGGCGAUCGUAUCCUUUCGAUCAACGGGCUCAGCAUGCGAGGCCUCACGCACCGCGAGUCACUCAGCGUACUUAAGACACCACGACCGGAAGUGGUCAUGGUUAUCACCCGAUCGAAGUCUCUCGUACUCGAUACGCUAACGAAGCUAAAGCGACCCUCGAUGGGUUCGCUCAGUUCGCUGGCGGAGAAGAGUGAGAUUGCGACGGAGUACGAGCGGAAGCUCAAGAUCCAACACAAAGCGUCCCGUUCGUUGGAUCUCGACCAUAUGGAUGUGGCAUCGAAUGAAGCUGAAAGUGUAUUCGAUGGUACCGCAUCCGAGGAUGGUCUCCUGUCGGCAGACGAUGUGUCCAAAUGUUCCUCUAGCAAUGCUACUGACAACGCGUCCUACUCCACCGCGGAAGUCCCGGACGGUUGUCGCAUGGUCGAAAUCAACAAGGACGGUGCCGGUCUCGGCUUCUCCAUCGAGGGUGGUUACGAUUCACCGACCGGCAACAAGCCGUUAAUCAUCAAGAAAAUCUUCAUGGGUGGUGCCGCCGAAAAAUCAGGCCUGCUGCAUGCCGGCGAAGAGAUUGUUGCCAUUAAUGAUAUCUCGAUCGCGAAGAUGACGCGGAUACAGGUGUGGAACAUGAUGAAGAAGCUCCCGAACGGUGGCGUACGCAUUACGCUCAAGUGAACGUGGAUCUGGGGAGCGUAAGAAGAAAGAAACGUUCCCCCG
Messenger RNA from Anopheles maculipalpis, 4170 nucleotides. Its product is annotated as pro-interleukin-16-like. Gene Ontology annotation, molecular function: protein binding. The record is from RefSeq and is a predicted model, not a curated record. Bases 19 to 4128 code for a protein of 1369 amino acids. The transcript is spliced from 9 exons. Lineage: Eukaryota; Metazoa; Arthropoda; Insecta; Diptera; Culicidae.